Messenger RNA from Lepisosteus oculatus (spotted gar), 5797 nucleotides. RefSeq names its product protein associated with LIN7 1, MAGUK p55 family member a (gene pals1a). The record is from RefSeq and is a predicted model, not a curated record. Gene Ontology annotation, biological process: generation of neurons; establishment or maintenance of polarity of embryonic epithelium; morphogenesis of an epithelial sheet. NCBI's taxonomy places the organism in Eukaryota, Metazoa, Chordata, Actinopteri, Semionotiformes, Lepisosteidae. Gene Ontology annotation, cellular component: plasma membrane; adherens junction. Gene Ontology annotation, molecular function: protein binding.
AACUGACUGGGCUUUAGUCAAAGAACUUCAGACUUAUGAAUAGUCAUCAUACAGAAAAAAAAGAGGUUGGAAGCCAUGUGGUAAUUGGGAUUGAAGAUUGCUUUAUUUCCAAAGGACAGAGAGUUCUUAACCUUGUGAGAAUACUGGGAGGAAAGCUGAUUUCAGAUCUUGGACUGGACAACGUCAGCAAGUGCUUAGAAUUUUUGUCGUCUUUACACCUUUCUGUUCUUUUACCCUUUUUGCCCUCUCUACAUGAUGCCAUGCCAUUUUGGAAAGUGAUUAACUUUCUUUCAGUUUUCUCUAUGAGGUGAAGGAGCAAAAGUAAAAGAAUCUGGAAAGAUGUAGGCAUAUUUGAAAAUUGUAAUUCACUUGCCAAAGUUCAAUGAUAAUACUUCAAGAACCUCUGAACAUCUGUGUCAGCAGCACAUAAGUAGUAGGCAACACUGUUUAGGCAUCUGGAUUCUGUACCUGGAAGACUUGGUUUAAAUCCCGGGUGGGGCACUACCCUUGAUUAAGGUUGAGCCAUAAGAGUCAAGAAAACUUCAAAGACGCGGAAGGGAUCUGAAGGCGUAGGCAGGAAGGAGUGCAAAGAGAGUAUUUCCUGCUUGGUUUUGGGUGGUGUGCCCAUUUCGGAGGGUGGCAUUUGGCUGAUCAGUGACAGUGUUGAUAGAAUGGCAGCUGCAUUUGAGAACUGCCCAAUCACCCUUUGUAUCUGAAGAGUUAAGGUGACUCCAGGCGAUAGUGAUCGCCAUGACUACUUCACACAUGAACGGGCACGUGACAGAGGAUUCAGACAGUGACAUGAAGAGUGGUGAGCUGUUGGCUCACGAGGAGCCGCAGUGGCACCGGGAGAUGGCAGUGGACUGCCCAGGGGACCUGGGCUCCAGGGCCAUGCCAGUGCGGCGCAGUGCCCAGCUAGAGAGGAUCCGGCAGCAGCAGGAGGACAUGCGGCGCCGCCGCGAAGAAGAGGGCAAGAAGCAGGAGUUGGACCUCAACUCCUCCAUGAGGCUCAAGAAGCUUUCCCAGAACCCCAGAAUCGGCAUAGAUAACCCCACCUUUGAGCCUAUUGAAGGUCUGCCCCCCCAGGGACCUGGGAGUACGUCCAGAAUUCUGGACCUGGAAGAUCUCCUCGCAUCUCUCAAGCACAUCCAGUACAGUCUGUCUGACUCGCAGAGCCAGGAGGACAUCUCAGUGGUGCUGCAGCUGAUCCAGAAGACCGAUUUCCAGAAUGCCUUCCAAAUCCACAAUGCAGUAGCAUUGCACAUGAACAAGCCCAGUCCACCCUUCCCGCUGACGUCUAACGCACAGGACUUAUCUCAGGAGGUUCAGGCAAUACUCCGAUCAAGCCAGCAAAAGGAUGGACUGGAAUUGAAUGCACUGUUAACUUCCCCUCACGUGCAGGCUCUGAUGCAAGCUCAUGACCAGGUGGCCGAACAGGAGUUGCAGCCAGAGCCAGCUGGCCCCCAGGAUGGACUCUAUGAGACACUGACACAAUAUGGCGGGGAGACCGUGAAAAUUGUUCGCAUCGAGAAAGCACGGGACAUUCCUCUGGGGGCCACAGUGAGGAACGACAUGGAUUCUGUGGUUAUCAGCAGGAUUGUGAAAGGAGGGGCUGCGGAGAAGAGUGGGCUGCUCCAUGAAGGAGAUGAGAUCUUGGAGAUCAAUGGCAUCGAAAUCCGGGGAAAAGAUGUCAACGAGGUCUUCGACAUCCUUGCUGAUAUGCAUGGCACGCUGACAUUUGUGCUCAUUCCCAGUCAGCAGUCCAAGCCCCCACCCAUCAAGGAAACUGUGGUUCAUUUCAAAGCUCACUUUGAUUAUGACCCCUCUGAUGAUCCAUAUGUGCCUUGUCGGGAGCUGGGACUGUGCUUCCAGAAAGGAGAUAUCCUGCAUGUGAUUAGCCAAGAGGAUCCCAACUGGUGGCAAGCGUACCGCGAUGGUGACGAGGACAAUCAGCCGCUGGCCGGCCUCAUUCCUGGGAAAAGUUUCCAGCAGCAAAGAGAAGCCAUGAAGCAAACAAUUGAGGAAGAUAAGGAGCCAGAGAAGUCAGGGAAGCUCUGGUGUGCAAAAAAGAACAAGAAGAAGCGGAAGAAGCUGUUGUACAAUGCUAAUAAAAAUGAAGAUUAUGACAAUGAGGAGAUCCUGACCUAUGAGGAAAUGGCUCUUUACCACCAGCCAGCUAAUAGGAAAAGGCCAAUAGCACUGAUAGGUCCUCCCGGCUGUGGGCAGAAUGAGCUUCGGCAGAGACUGAUGGCCAACGAACCCGAGCGCUUCGCCGCUGCUGUCCCACACACUACACGGAGCAGGCGAGACAAUGAGGUGAACAGCCGUGACUACCACUUCGUCUCCCGACAGGCUUUUGAGAUGGAUGUAGGGGCUAACAAAUUCAUUGAGUCUGGAGAGUUUGAGAAAAACCUUUACGGUACCAGUACCGACUCUGUGCGUCAAGUCAUCAAUUCUGGAAAGAUCUGCCUGCUGAGUCUCCAUACUCAGUCUCUGAAGGUGCUCCGCAGCUCAGACCUAAAGCCGUAUAUCAUUUUCAUUGCACCUCCAAACCAGGAACGGCUCCGUGCUUUACUGGCCAAAGAAGGAAAGAACCCCAAGCCCGAGGAGCUGCGAGACAUCAUUGAGAAAGCCAGGGAGAUGGAACAGAACUAUGGGCACCUGUUUGAUGCAGCCAUUGUCAACAUGGACCAAGACAAAGCCUACCAGGAGCUGCUGCGGCUCAUCAACAAGCUGGACACAGAGCCACAGUGGGUGCCAUCCUCCUGGCUGCGCUAACCUGUGCUCCUCUCCAAAACCCUUUAACAGGAGGGGGAGCUGUGCCGAAGUUUCCUUGACAAGGGAGCAGGAGCUUGUAGUGGGGAGCUCCCCAUUUCUGCAUGAUGGCCAGCGCCAGGAGUCGGGAUACUUUUUUCAUACCUAUUUCUGGUAUAUGUCACACACAAAAAGGACAGUAGUAGUGGCAAACUGUCUCUGUUCAGGACUUUCUCUAUUUUCCUCUAAAUUAAAGAUCAACAUUCCAGCUCUUACCUGCACUUGGUAGCAGGGAUCUACAGCUUUGGUAACUAUUUAUAAUGUAAAUAUAUGUGAAUAUAAGUAGUACAAAUGCAUAUCUGAAUUGCUCACUACACAUUACCUAAGUAUGCAACCAGGAGUCCAGUGUUAUGUGGCUGGGCCAGGGUGAUGUGGCCAUAUUGAGAUUUUAAAAUGAAGCUGUUUCAACCUCUUACUGUGUGGAGUAAAACAUUCCCGUUAUUAUUAUCAUUGUUAUAUGAAAAUGCAUGGAGGUCACAAGAAAAAUGUCGUUAAUGAGCAGGUUUGCAUAGAAGUGAUUGGUAUAUUGGGGUUAAACUCUGAGCCAUUAGAUUAAGAAAAAGACUUUUCUGCUCAAAUCUUUCUUUUAAAAAAGGAUUAUUUCAAAAUAGGAUUUGCAUUUAGUAAUUGUGGUCUAAUUUGAAUUCUUGUAUUUUAAUUGAGUCAAAAUGUUCAUGUCAGUCAGUAGUGCUGUUUGUUUUUGGUUCAGGCCAGCUUUGAGCUGACAUGAAUAUUUGUGUAAAUAUACAGGAACUUAAUUCCUAAAUCAGGUGUCAUUGAUUUGACAGGAAUUUCAUAAAUGAAAAGAAGCUGAUAAAGCUCCUCCCAGAAUGCCUCUAGCAUCUGAUCAAGAGCCAAUUUAAUGGACAGUGGUGUGUCAAUGUAAUUCUGUGUGUUGAUCAUGAAUCAUUAAUUUGUAAGUCUCUAGUAGUAGUAGUAAUAGUAGUGGACCUCUCAAGAACAAGAGUUCUGUUCUCAGUCCUGUACAGUCUGCUGAAGAAAGUAUUGUAUUUGCAUUGCCUGUGGGAAGAGCUCUCAGAUCUCAAAUACAACCCAGUGCCUGUUUGUCUGUUUGCAGGGUCAGAUAUCAGCAAUUCGCUUUCCCAUUACUUUUACAUGCAGUGUAUAUACAUGCAGAAAACACAGUGUGCAAGACUACAGAAAUUAGUAUAGCCUAUAUUUUUAACUUUGGUUGUUUUGUUCUCUCUGGACUGAAAUGGCAAUGAACCCAGUAUCAGUUGGCUCUUUGUGUUGUGAAAGUGCUUGGAGCUUUAAAAUGUUUUUUUACACCAGUAACCCAGGUCAUCUACUCUGCUAGGAAUAUGAUGUAUUAUAAAUGAAUUCAGUAUUAAAGUGAACUAGGAAUAAAUUGUCACAUUCUAGUCACAUCUGAUUACAGAAUGAAUAAGGAAAUUAGAAAGUAAGGGAGGCAUCAAUCUGAAUUGAGAGUGGUGCAUUAAAAUGUUUUUCGACACUGUAAUAUCUUAAUAUUCGAAUGAAAAACAUCCUUACAUCUUAUAUGUUUUUAGUUAAAUGGUUUAUUUAUCAGUAUUGCAGCCACCAUUCUGUGUUGUAAAAGAUCAUGUGCAACUAAUAAUUUUGAAGGAAUCUGAGGAAUAUUUUUGGAAUUUGGUUGCCAAAGUGUUUAAGAUUGAAUCAAUAUACACUAAUGUUUAAGGUUACCUAGGGUAAAUCCCUAGGUUCUGUUGACAGUAGAGGUCUUGUGAUGGGAUUACGUCCAGAGAUCCGCCACUCGGGCAUCUGCUUCUUGCUACAAUACAUCCCCUGUACCACAUGAGGUGAAAGAGGAUUGUGCACACACUCCCGAUAUGCUUACCUGUCAGGGGCAUUCAUGAUAUAACAAGUUAUGAGCUCCACCUUAUAGGAGUGUUUGUGCUUAAGGAAGCACUGCAUCUUAGGGAAGUGCUGGCUGACUAAAGUGCUGUCCAUCGCAGCAGUACUCUACCACUGGGAAACGCUGGUCACAGCUGACUCGAGCUAAGGGAGGAACAACAGAUAUCAGCUCUGUGAUAUUAAGUCUGCAACCUGAGUAAGUGAGUAGAGAAGAGUACAGCCAUCCUAAAGACCUUGAAGCUCAUACUCAUUUACUGCUGAUGGUAAUAACACUUGCAAAGCAAUGUCUUUACAACUAAUGCCCCCUGCUGUGUGGAAUUGUACAUGCAAAAAGCAGGAAAAUACACACAACCUUGCCUUCAUUUAAAAGGCGGGUUUUUCCAAAUGUCAGUGCUGGGUGGGUCCACUUUCCUCACAAAAUAUUACGUUGUCAUCUCUGAAGGGAUGGUCACCAACAGUCUUCUGAGUUCUCUUCUGACAGUGCUAAUUGCUGGAAAGGCAUCUGCUUUUACUUUUUUAUUUGAACAACCCCUAAUGGCUGUCUAAUGUAUUAAUGUUAAAGAUUUUCAUCUUUUGUAGAACACCCUUUACUUUCCCUUAAAUCUGCAGAGCAGUCACUAAUGUUUGCUUUACUCUGUAUAUAUGAUUGUGUUUAGAAGUGUGUGUACUGUACAUAUAUACACCAUUACAUAAAUACAUUAACUGAGUAUGUAUACUGACCUUUAAGCUGUGGUAUUUUUAUACAGGUAAAUUCUUGAUAAACAAUUAAGCACACACUGGAAACAGUUCUACUGAAGUACUGUUCCUCACUUUUGUAGGGAUAAUGUAUUUAGACAACCUAUUUUUAUGAAAAAUAGAAUGUUCUGUAAAAUACAUCAAUAGGUUAUUUUCAAACUUAACCCUUUAUUUUUGAGCUAAAAUUGAAUUUUUUGUUUUCUGGGGGGUGAUUUUACAGACAGGGAUGUUUUAGCAGUAACAUUGUUAUUGUAAUAUGUGAUGUAGUUAAGCAAAUAAACUGGAAUUAAAAUUAAUGAAUGUAAGUAAUGUACAAUUGAGGCCAUUUGAAGAUCUCAUUUUGUAUGAUUUAUUCUGCACAGCAAAUUAAAAAACAGAAUAAUAGAAAUUUCAA